Molecule: messenger RNA, 699 nt
Organism: Cryptomeria japonica (Japanese cedar)
Lineage: Eukaryota; Viridiplantae; Streptophyta; Pinopsida; Cupressales; Cupressaceae
Product: germin-like protein 9-3
Exons: 2
Coding region: 1-699 (232 amino acids)
Cellular component (GO): cell wall
Molecular function (GO): manganese ion binding
Source: RefSeq, a predicted model, not a curated record
AUGGUUUGUGGAUUGAAAGUUGCUAGGGAGCAAAAGCCUUCAAGGAGGCCAGAGAUCAUGGGGUUGCUUCCAUAUAUUUUCAUAGAUUGUAUUUUUCUCAUUUUAGUGGCAUUCAGUAGUGUUGGCGUAAUCUACACUUCCGAUCCUGACAUUCUCACCGAUUUCAUUGUUUUGGCUGGGCACAACGCACUUAAUUUGACUGGCAAUUUCUUCACUUUCACUGGAUUCCGAGAUGUGGGAAACAACAAUUUAACAGGGCAGACAGUAGUAAAAGUGAUGAAGGCGGUGGCCGCAGAGUUUCUGGCGCUGAACGGGUUGGGCCUGUCAAUGGCAGUGCUGCAGUUCCCGGCGGGCGGACUAACCCCUCCUCAAACUAACCCUCGCACUUCUGAACUUAUGUUUCUUGUGGACGAAACUCUCCUAGUUGGAGUUGUGGACACCACAGGAAAGUUCUUCACACAGACCCUCAUUUCAGGGGAUUUAUUUGUGUUUCCUAAAGGACUCCUCCAUUACCAACUCAACAUGGAUGCUGCCUUUGAGGCCUUGGCUGUUUCUGCCUUUGGGAGCGCCAAUGCAGGCACCGUGUCAGUCCCUUCUACUCUCUUCACACCCGGUAUCCCCGAUGAUGUUCUAGCCAAAUCAUUCAAGACAAACACACAGACUAUCGAGCUGCUCAAGGGUGGCCUUAAAAGUACCUGA